AGUUAGAGUUGAGUGUGUGAGAGACAGCUGCAUUACUUCGUGACAAGUGUUGUCGUCUAAACAUCUUAUUUUUUAUGAACAUGAAUUCCAUUGGUUAGAAUGCAACAUCUAACAGAUAAAUGACGGGUUACAGUACAUGUAGGUGAUACACAAUUUAGAUUUUUCUCCAGGAUCUUCAAAUACUACAAAAGAAAUGGUUUCAAAGUCAUCAAGACCAUAAUCCAGUCCAGAUUCCAGACCAGGAUUCCAAGUGAGCAGAAUCUGAGACCACGACCCAGCGAUACAAGAUGGCGAUGCGAGAUUUGGUCGAUGGGGAGUGUGGGACAGCCAACCCCUUGAUGAGGCUGACCCAACAUUACGCCCAGGAUAAGUCCUUGAGACAAGAGGGACUGCGAGGGGCAGGAAGUCGACCCUUUGAUCAUGCCGUAGCAACAAGAGGCUUUCUUGAAACACCUCAACCUGAUCUCGUGAAUGAGUUCCUAGUGGAUCAACAGCGUCAUGUGGGACCUCCGCAAACGUUUCACAUGGAUGCUCUCUUGCAAGAAAUGAGAGCUAUUGAAGAAUCCAAGCUCGGACAUCCACCGAUUCAAGCUCCAGCCGUUGCUGAUCUAGCAUCCCAUGCUGAAUGGGCCAACGAAUUCUUAGUGUCCGAGCAGCGAAGGGCGGAGGAGAUCGUCGAUGAUAGAGACGCUGAUUGGACGAGAGACUUCCUGGGGGGUCAACCUGGUACAGUUGGUGCCGAUGUUAUUCCGUCUUCCUCUGAGGCCAAGUGGGCUGAGGAGUAUCUCGAGCAAUCUGAAGAUAAAUUGUGGACGGAAGAGUUCACAAAACCAGAGGAUGAGAAAUGGGCCGCUGAGUUCCAGCAAGAUGCUGGCUCUGAUCUUGCCAAGACAGCCAGUCAACUCUUGGGUACCUUUGACGAUCCAAAGUUCGCAAACACAGAGUUUGUGAAAUUUGUGAAGAAACUUGGGGAGGGGGAGGUGACAAUUGAUGGUAAUGAGGUGAAGACAAAAGAGGGCGCUCCGUUUGACCCGCUGGCCCAAGAAUGGACGUCAGAUUUCCUUAAAGAGCAGGAACUUCUGACCGAUAACUGGGCCAAAGAGUUCACGUCCGAGAACACGAUGCCGUCGGAUGCAGACUUCUGGAAUAAAUUACAGAAGGAGUGGGAGGACAUGGGUCCAACGGAGGACCACCCUUGGCUAACGGAGUUCAACGGGGGCCAGGUCAAAGACCCGGUUUAUGAAUUUGAAGAAGAAAAUCCUCUUGCAGAUCAUCCUAAUCCAUUUGAGGAAGGCCUUAAUCGGCUUAAGGAUGGGGAUUUAGCAAAUGCAAUAUUGCUGUUUGAAGCUGAGGUGAAGAAGAACCCAGAACAUAUGGAGGCUUGGCAGUACCUCGGAACAACUCAAGCUGAAAACGAACAAGAACAAGCAGCGAUAGCAGCUCUCAGAAAGUGUCUUGAAUUGAAGUCUGAUAACCUCACAGCGCUCAUGAGUCUUGCUGUGAGUUACACAAAUGAGUCGCUUCAGAACCAAGCGCUUGAGACGCUGUUGGAUUGGCUAGCGGCAAACCCAAAGUACAAACAUCUCGUCAAGGAUGACGCUCAAGGAGCUGAGAGUCGGAUCGACUCUAGGACUUCUUCGUUUCUAUCCAGUGCUCUACACAGUCACGCUAAAGACUUAUUCAUCCAAACAGCUCAGACCUCCCCGACUGACGUCGACGCCGACGUGCAGUGCGGUCUCGGAGUUCUCUUUAAUUUAUCUCAAGAGUACGACAAGGCCGUAGAUUGCUUCAAGACAGCUCUGUCUGUUCGACCACAGGACGCCCUCCUGUGGAACAAGCUCGGAGCAACAUUGGCCAACGGCAGCCGUAGCGAGGAGGCUGUAGACGCUUACCAUCAUGCAUUGCAAAUCUCCCCGGGGUUCAUCCGAUCUCGCUAUAACCUAGGAAUAAGCUGCAUCAAUCUUGGAGCACACAAGGAGGCAGUUGAACACUUCCUAGCGGCACUGAAUAUGCAACAGAGAGGGAUCGGUCCACAAGGUGAGAGGUCGACCAUGUCGCAGAACAUCUGGAGUACGCUCCGAAUGACCAUCUCGCUUCUUGGAAGAAUGGACCUCUACAAAGCCACCGACGACCACGAUCUCAGUAAACUCAACGAUGAGUUCGGGGUGACCCCAGUCGUAACGUGACUGCGGCAGCAUUCCGCUUCACAGGGGAGGUUUUGCGUGAAGUGCCGAAAGGCGAUCUGCGUUAAAAUCCCUGGAAUGCCGCUAUGGUGGUAGGACUAAUCGACAAGAUUCAUCAACAGGGCCCAAUUUCAUGGCUCUGCCCUUAACCCCGAAUUCUGCGCUUACGACCACCAUUCGCUGCAAGCGCAAAAUUCUGGAAUCAAUACGUAGAGAGCUCAGCCUCAGCACAAAAAGGAGCUAAGCACAGUAAAAAUAUGGUCACCAGCCAAACUACCAUGUCGCAUGUACAAUUUGUGAAUGGUGUUCGGCUCAUUUCUGCUUACAUGUAGCAGAAAAUUGUUAAGCAAUAUUGUCUCCUUAAGCAGCUCUAUGAAAUUGGGCCCAGGGCUGGCUGUGUAAGUGAAGACUGCCUUGUAUGGUGGAGUAAGCAAAAUUUUUUAAUUGGGAUCAGAAUGAAAAGAAUUGUUUUUUUUUUGGUUUUUUUUUUAA
Asterias rubens (European starfish) is the source of this 2675-nucleotide messenger RNA. Its product is annotated as peroxisomal targeting signal 1 receptor-like. The record is from RefSeq and is a predicted model, not a curated record. Gene Ontology annotation, biological process: protein import into peroxisome matrix, docking. Gene Ontology annotation, molecular function: protein binding. Gene Ontology annotation, cellular component: peroxisomal membrane; cytosol. The transcript is spliced from 15 exons. The coding region runs from base 288 to 2186 and encodes 632 amino acids. NCBI's taxonomy places the organism in Eukaryota, Metazoa, Echinodermata, Asteroidea, Forcipulatida, Asteriidae.